Messenger RNA from Aegilops tauschii subsp. strangulata, 957 nucleotides. The record is from RefSeq and is a predicted model, not a curated record. Lineage: Eukaryota; Viridiplantae; Streptophyta; Magnoliopsida; Poales; Poaceae.
AUGUACAAGCUCCGUCUGAACAACGUGUGCCAGGAGCGGCGGUGGGCGACGCCGGCCUACACCGACCGGCGCGAGGGCCCUGAACACGUGUCAAGGUUCCAUUCCACCGUCGCCGUCGGCGGCGCUGAGUUCAGCUCGCCGGAGCCCUGGUCCCGAAAGCUCAUCCAGGCGGAGGACCUCGCCGCAAGGGCAGCUUUGGAGGACCUCGCCGCCAGGGCAGCGUUGGAGCACCCCUCCGCACCUCCGCAACUACUGACCGGUGAGUAUGUAUGCGCCCUAGAUAGAUCUCGUUUUGUUCAUGCAUGCGCCGUCGCUGCUCUGCUCGCCGCCAGGGCAGCGUUCGAGCGCCACUCCGCUCCUCCGCAGCUACUGUCCGAAAUCCAUCUUCCUUACAAGUCACAGUUGCGAAAUUAUGCUCAAGAACUACGGAAAGAUUUACCUUUGUAUAACACCACUCAGAGUGGUCCACAUCAUGAACCUAUCUUCAAGUCAACAGUGACCAUAGAUGGGCGGACAUUUGGAAGUCUGCAAGACUAUGCUACAAAAAAGGAGGCCGAAUCGGCUGCUGCGGCAGCUGCCCUGGUGGCAAUACGGCAGGAAGCAAAAAGAUUAGAGCAAAUGCUUAUGGUUCAAACAAUGUCGGAUACAAAUCCUCGGCAUGUAUUACCUGAGAAAGAAGACUCUCCCAAAUCAACGGUGCACACUCAAGAAGAAUGUUUUGAAGGGGAUACUUGCAAGAAGCAAAAACGGAUGGAUGUUGAUGAGCUUUAUUUCCAAAAUUCUAAAAACACAACUGCGACGCUUGUUGCUUGUGCCAAGUGCGGUUGCUCCAAGGCAACUGACCAGAUCAAGAUCUACCGACGCCAUCCUGGAAUGGUGUUACCAGAUGGGGCUACCAUACUCCCCUUUAGUGAUGAUGAGUGUGUGGCUGUGAGGCUAUCUUCCCCUCAACCCUGA